CGCAGAGUGAACUUUACGCGCGACAUGAGUCUGCGGUAGCGUUGGAUAGCGCAGCUUUUAUAAAGAGUGGUGUUGAAUGUAGCAUUAGAUAUAUAUCAUCAAGCGAAGCGAGUACUCGAUCGAAAUUCGAAAAACAGGUAGCAAGCCACUCGAUACACUUGUCAAUAAGACGUGCUAAGACUGUAGAUGAAAGACGUAGAAGAAGACGAUCGAGGACUGGACAGUUUCUGAUGUCGUGGAGCGAGUCUCAGCUCAUAGCAGCCAAAUGGAGCUCUUCCGCAGUGAUACUCAUUUCAUCUUCGUCAAAGAAAACAGCAGUCUCUGGUGGGAUAAGCAGACGGGCGAAUUCUCCGCCAAGACAGAUUGGGAAUGGGCGAGCGCCAAUGACUUAGACUGCCUAGGCCUAUUCUACGGGAUCGUUGGCAAAAUCGAGCAAGCUAAUGUUCUGGAAACUCGAUUGAUGCUCAUCAAGGAAAUCGCGUCGGUCGGCGAAUUGCAAGGAAACCACACUGUGUACAAAAUCAAGUCGGUGGCCUUUUUACACCUCGGCUCAGAAAAUUUCGACAUAGGAUUGCUGCCCUGUCCCAAGCAUCAGCAUGGACUCAACAAAAAGCCGACCGGUGGUGGAUUGUUCGACGUUCAAAAGGCUGGUUUGGCCAAGACUUGGGGUACUAUCAAGAGCGCUACGAAUACUAUUAAGAAUACAACUCAGCAAGCGGCUGCACUUGCUACAUCUCAAGUCAAGUCGACGGUUACAAAGAGGACGGGGGUCAAGGACAAGGAGAAGUUCGAGAGGAGAUUGCUCGAGGAGCUGCACAAAAUUUUCACUGAGACCGACUCGUUUUUCUUCUGUCGAACUCGGGAUAUCACGAAUAGCUUGCAGAGGCUUUGCGAAAUGGAAUCCAGGAGAAAUCAGCAAAGUCCCAAUCAGCAGUUGUGGAAAACGGUCGAUGAUAGAUUCUUUUGGAACAAGUUCAUGUUGCAAGAUAUCAUUAAUUUGGACUCGGAAAAAGCAGAUGCUUGGAUAUUACCUAUUAUACAAGGAUACGUACAGAUCGAGAAAUGUUUAGUAGAGGUAGGGUACGAUGGACAGCCUUUGAACGAAAUUUUCAAUCUAGCAAUUAUAUCUAGAAGAAGUAGAUUUCGUGCUGGAACUAGGUAUAAAAGGCGAGGUGUUGAUGAAAAUGGAAAGUGUGCUAAUUACGUUGAGACGGAGCAAUUAGUAUGGUAUCACGAUCAUCAAGUAUCAUUCGUUCAGGUGCGAGGUAGUGUACCGGUCUAUUGGUCGCAGCCAGGUUAUAAAUAUAAGCCACCUCCGAGAAUAGAUCGAGACGAAGCCGAAACGCAGGUGGCAUUUGAAAAGCAUUUCACGGAAGAAUUACAUUGCUAUGGACCUGUAUGUAUUGUGAAUUUAGUUGAACAGGGCGGAAAAGAAAGUGUCAUUUGGGAGGCUUAUAGUAAUCACGUACUAAAUUAUAACAAUCCCGAUAUCACAUAUACCACUUUUGAUUUUCACGAAUAUUGUCGAGGAAUGCACUUUGAAAAUGUUUCUCUACUCGUUGCUGCUUUGGCACCGGUGUUAGCGGCAAUGGGCUACUGCUGGCACGACAAGCAAGGACCAAUUUGCAUGCAGAAAGGCGUCUUCCGUAUCAACUGUAUCGACUGUCUCGACCGAACGAAUGUCGUGCAAACCGCUUUGGCAAAAGCAGUUAUGGAAAUACAGUUCUCGAAACUUGGCCUCAUACCACCCGAUGGUGCUCUACCUGCGAACAUUCGUCAAAAUUUUCAACUUCUGUGGGCCAAUAAUGGCGACAUCAUUAGCAAGCAGUAUGCAGGAACCAAUGCCUUAAAGGGAGACUACACGCGAACGGGAGAAAGAAAAUUCACAGGACUAAUGAAGGAUGGAAUGAAUUCUGCUAACAGAUACAUUCAACAACACUUUAUGGACGAUAUACGUCAGGCGACGAUAGAUGUCUUACUAGGGUAUCCAAUAAACCUUGAGCACUUGAAAGACGAUUGGUCGCACUAUUUGAAUGUUUUCGAUAAUUGCUGUUUAGAGCUCAUUCCCAUAAAACCACCAAACAUACAGUUUCUACUUGCUACACAUCCCGAAUAUCUUUACGUCAAUAUCAUGUUUAAGUUGACAAGGUAUUACUUAAAUCGUUUUAAAGAUGUCUAUCGACAAGCUACUAUUGACAUGAUGUUGGGUAAUGUCGUAAGUGAAGAAGUAUUUCACGAAAAAACAGAUGAGGAAGAUAAUGCCGCUACGGCAGUUCAUGUAAAGUUAUUGAUUGAAGACUGUAAAAAACUGCUUGUGCAUAAUCCUGAAUCUAUACUCAAUAGCUGGGGAUUAAUAGACGCUGAUCCAGUAACGGGCGAUCCUACAGAAACCGAAAUGGAUACUAUUUUAAUUUUAACUCGAGAUAGUUACUAUGUCGCUGACUAUGACGAACAAACGGACAAAGUAACUAACUACCAAAGAAUAUUGCUUGAGGAUGUAAUCCUUAUUGAAUGUGGCCAACCUGAAAACACAGUUUCUUGGAUCAAGAAUAAAAAUUAUUAUUGCAUUAGGAUUCAUUAUAAGGUAAAUGAUGAUUGCGGUUACUUCCAUAUGUUUCGUAGUACGAAUCUACGCUUUUUCAAUAAUAUGGCGAUAAUCAUAAAAACCGACGAAGAAACAAUUGAAUCGUUGAAAGCUAUAGCUGAAGCAAUUACUGUAGCAAUGGAAAUUGCUUGUUUAGAGAAAGUACCAGUAGCUAUGAACGUUAUUCUCGAUAAGCGAAAGAGUAAAAUAGUGAAUGCUAAAAAUCAUGCUGGUCUAUUAGACAUCACAUCGUUUCCUGCACUUACAAGAAAUGUUUCUGAGACGCAAUUGAACGCUUUAAAAAAUGUUGGUACGAAAGCAUUAAGCAACGUUACGGAAGGAUUUAACAAACUGAAUAAACUUAGCCAUAGUAUAGGAAAAAGUAUUGGCAAAAAGUCAGACAUAGUUGACGGUAUCAAGCCAACGUUUACAGUUGGAAAAACUGAAUUGUCUGGUAAAAAGAGUGGUGGUAGUUUGGAUAAUAGUAGUACUAGCGGUAGCGACGAAAAUAUUCAUAUGAUUCCUAUUCAAACAGAGAGGCCAACAGAAUUGCUUGAUAAAAAAUCGAUAGAUUCGUAUAGUCCAUCAAUUGGUAUAAUUAUGGGCAUGAAAAAUAACGAUGUAGAUGAAGUAGGCAGAGAAGUAUCUACUGAUGGCAAUUUAUCGCGGUCAAGACUAAAUGGUUCGGAUUCGACGUCACAAAGAAACCUCGCAACUACACCUGAAAUUACUGUUCAGGGUGUAGGAGAAAAUUUUGGCAGCAUUAUACCUGAAAAAAUGAUUCCUCCAUCCACUCUAAAUUUGCCAAAAAAUAUUAGUCAUUCGUCAGGAGAGGUUGAUAGCCAAGGCGAAGUAAAUCCAUCCCAGGUUAAUACUCUUCAAACCGAAAAUAACAGACGUUCAACUUCAGAGCAAGAUCUUACACUUGUAAUUAGUUCAUCUCAAAGCGAAUCAGCUCUAAAGUCCGUUAAAUCCGGUGCUACUGAUGCAACAUCACCGGUUGCUACGACAGCAAAAGAAAUCCUCUCGCCCUUUUCAAAAUUCGCUAAAGGGAUGCAAAGCCUUGGGGCUAAUCUUGACCCUCGUAAAUUAAAAUCAGGUCAAAGCGGUAUGACGAGGAAUUUGUCUGACCAUCACUUGGAGGAAAGACAAAAACUCCAGGAAAGAUGGAUAAAUUGCAGAUCAAGAUUAAUAGCUUUAUAAAAAACACAUUAUCGUUAUUUUAAAGUUAUUAUUAUACUGAAAAUAACAUGGUAUUAUGCAUUGUUCAAUAUAUCUUACAAAUGCAACGAGCUUUUAAUAUGAAUAUUUAUUAGACUUAUUUAGCUGUAAGAUAAGUGUUAAAAAACAAGCUAUGAAGAUAAGAAAAUCACGGCUUCUAAGUAACUUUAAUAUUGUUAAAAUUUUUUUUAACAAUACUAUAUAAUCAUUUAUGAAAUAAAAACUGAAUUCGUUGUGAAAGUUAACUUUUAAAAAAUGCAAUUGUAUAUUCUUACACGUUAUUUUUUACUUAACAUUUUUUUAUGUAGUGACAAGUGCUAUAACUCUUAUGUGUUGCAAAAAUUGAACAAGAUUAGCCGAAGCUCGAUUUUCUAAAGUAUACAAUGUUUUUUUAUAUUUUCACAUUUUAUUUGUUUUCCAUGACUUCCAGUAUUAAGAAUUUUUAUUUGUAGGAAUAAUCAUGUAUUAUAAAUUAUAUUUUUGUUAUAAAAUUUUAUUAUAAUAUUUUUAUAGCGAUCGCCAUUGUCUCUUUGUUUUCUGAAGAUCAAUUUGAUUUUAUAACCGUGAUUUUUAAAUAUUAUAUUACAUGGCUGACUGCAGUAAAAAAGUCUAACAAUUUUUGAAAUUUUUAUCGCUCUACAAAUGUGAACCAUACAGUACAAUGAUGUCAAUCAAUAUUUUACCGAUAUUUAUGUUUGAGAAAUUUACCAAAAAAUUUGUUUGAGAACUGAAAAAACUAAAUAUUUAAGAAUUCCUAUUAGCAGGCAUCAUAUAACUUUAAUAUUCUUUAUGCAUGUAUAUUGUUCAUAGUAAAUGCAUUUAUUCUGAUAUUUAAAAAUAGAAUCACUGUAAAUUUGUAUUUGAAAAAUCUCUACUACAUUGAACAAAUAGCACAAUUACAUGAAAAAUUAUCUUAUUGUUAACUGCACUAUAGACGCUACAAUUAAAAUUAUGCCUUACUGUAAUUUUAACUAGUUUGGUCAUUUAAAGUAUAGUGAUUUAUGGACGAUCCAUCUUAUGUAAAUUGUAUGUUGCUAAGUAAAUCGUUUUGAAUCACAUUUUAGAAUAUUUUUUUCGAAAAAUAACAAAGAAGUAAUGGGCACGCAAUUAAAGUUUCAAAUGUUUUAAUGAAAGUAUCACUUUUUAAUAAUAUUUUCUUUUCUUUUUUUAUUAGUCUGACAUAUAAAAAUUCCUAAUUUAGCCAUAAUGUUACCGUAUCGAUUAAUGAUAGGAUUAUUACAAAUAUAGAAAAUGAAAUAUGAAGUUAUCCAUCAAGAUUUGAAUGAAGCUUGUAGUCAAUUAUGUAAAUAAUAUAAGGAAGAUCAAUUUAUAACGUAAACAAAAUAUUGCAAGAGCGAUGCUUUGAAUGUUUGAUUAAUUAUGUUUGUAGACAAGAAAGAUAAUUUUAUUUUAUUUUAUAGAUAUCAAGAAAUAUAUGUAAAACACUGAUAAGAUACAGAAUUUGUGAAAACAUUUCGUAUAUUUCCUGAGACUUGGGAGAAUCUUUUUACUAAUAUAAAAGACGAAAUAAUUUCAACGUAUCUAACAAUAUUCAUAAUAAGAAUAAUAGAUUAUCAUUGUUUCUUUAGUGAACAGCGGGUAAAUUUUAAUUAUAAAGAAAUGUAUAGCACUUAUUAAUAAUGUGCAGAUCGCUAUAAAUCUAGAAUAAUAUUUGCAGAAGUAUAUAUUAUUAUUGGUAAUGAGAUUCUCUGAAAUUAUAACCUGUGAUAGAGUGCUGAGAGUAACAAUUUUUAUAAUAUCAUUGGAACACGUAUAACGUAUUAGCUUGCAACGUGUAAAAUUCAUGCCUGUACAGCUUAUUAAAAAUAAAUAAAAAGUAAACAUAAAUGAAGAAGUUGCCUAUUUCAAGCUAACUACGAUAUUCAAAUAGCUAUAUGAAUUCGUAUUAUGCAAGUUCAUUUCAACUAGAAACCUCAUUAUAAUGAAAUAAAUGUGUAAAAGUAUUAUUCUAUCAGUUAUUUAAAAUUAAUAGAAAUCACACUAACAAAUUUGCUGCUAAUUGUCGCUUACAGUUACAGCCAAAGUGAUACAGUAGUUCGUCAAACUUCCCUGUAAAGAAGAUGCGAAAAAAAUUCAAAAUGAGUAUUGAAUACAUACAGUAUUUUAUAGCUUGUAUUACAAAUUUAAGAAUAGCUUGAUUAAGCCUUAUAAUCAACGUCGAGCACGUUACAUUACAAAUGUGUAUUAUAAAAUUAGAAAAAUUACUUGUAGCAAUACACAAAAUAUA
Messenger RNA from Phymastichus coffea, 6053 nucleotides. It is a transcript of the gene sp3, whose product is annotated as phosphatidylinositide phosphatase SAC2. Gene Ontology annotation, molecular function: phosphatidylinositol-4-phosphate phosphatase activity. The record is from RefSeq and is a predicted model, not a curated record. Lineage: Eukaryota; Metazoa; Arthropoda; Insecta; Hymenoptera; Eulophidae. Gene Ontology annotation, cellular component: clathrin-coated endocytic vesicle; early endosome. Bases 266 to 3787 code for a protein of 1173 amino acids. The transcript is spliced from 14 exons. Gene Ontology annotation, biological process: phosphatidylinositol dephosphorylation; regulation of endocytic recycling.